GUAUCCACGUCACUUUCGGAAUCGUCGAGUGAGAUGAUGAGCAAAUCAAAACACAAACAUUUUCGUUGUGCAUCAGUCGUUGAAAGCGAACAUAGUAAAGUGCAUCUUUUGAUUUAAUUUGUUACCUACAUUCCAAUCGGCCAGCAGACAACAUCAUGACUAAAUUAAUGGAAUGGCUGGCGGCUGCUGCGGCAUUUUUCGGCGUUUAUUUUGCCAUUGUUUACCGCCAAGUUCAGCAUGAUUUGUUCGACCAGUAUAUGCUGGAGAUCAGGUGGUCCCCGGUGAUCUUGGUGCUACUAUUUGGGAUGUACUCGGCGUUUGUGGUGCUAUAUCGUACUUUCACCUUCAACAAUUGUGAAGAAGCGGCCAAGGAACUGCUAGAACAGAUUAAGGAAGCCAAGGCAGAUCUUCGGAGUAAAGGAAUGACGCUUAGUGAUUAGUCUUUGUAUGAUCGUGCGUAGCUCGUAAGUUAAGUUUGAAUAAAUGUUAAAAAUUCUAUCGAAUCA
Uranotaenia lowii is the source of this 506-nucleotide messenger RNA. It is a transcript of the gene Dpm3, whose product is annotated as dolichol-phosphate mannosyltransferase subunit 3. NCBI's taxonomy places the organism in Eukaryota, Metazoa, Arthropoda, Insecta, Diptera, Culicidae. The transcript is spliced from 3 exons. The record is from RefSeq and is a predicted model, not a curated record. Gene Ontology annotation, cellular component: dolichol-phosphate-mannose synthase complex; endoplasmic reticulum membrane. The coding region runs from base 156 to 440 and encodes 94 amino acids. Gene Ontology annotation, biological process: GPI anchor biosynthetic process.